GAUGAAGUUAUCUAAUUCUUAAAAAGUAGUAAGUGGGUUUAACCAUCACCAGAGUACUUCUUGUGGCGUUCCAAAAGACAUUACAGCAAUUGGUCCUUGCCAUGACUGGCAUGCAACGUCACCCGUCGUCCUCUUCGCCCCGAGACGCUUGACUGGAGCCUUUGGCGCCGCCCGGCUAUUUACGUACUAAUCGACUUGAGCCGGAAACCGGAAGUGGCGUCUUUGCGGGAGACCAAGUUGCAGGAAGAAGUUCGCAAGAAGUCAGGUUCAGCAUGGAGUCUGAAGAUGCUGUUGCUCCUGAAAAAUUAAUUGAGGAUUUGAAUCUCUCAGAAAAACAGAGCAGUCCUACACAUCAUGCAUAUAUCCCCAGAGUCGUUAAAGAAGGUGUGAGUCAGUUGUCUGAGGAUGAUGAUCUCUUCCAUGACUGCAGUGACUCUCUUGAAUCAAGAGUGGUGGAAGAGAAUCACAACAGUGAGACAGAUUCUUUAGAAAAUGAGGUGGAUCUAGAUGAAAAAGAAUUGCUGGAACUGGAAAAAAACAUGUCAGAGGAAGAAAAAGAGAAAAGAAGAAAUGAAAGUGCAACAUUAAAAGAAGAAGGAAAUAAACAGUUUAAAAAUGGAGAGUAUAAAGAAGCAGAAGAUUCAUAUGCAAAAGCCCUGCGGGUUUGUCCGGCCUCCUGUAACACAGAUAGAUCCAUUUUGUAUUCAAAUAGAGCUGCAGCAAGAAUGAAACAGGACAAGAAAGAAAUGGCUAUAAGUGACUGCAGCAAAGCUCUAGAGUUAAACCCAAACUAUAUCAAAGCACUGUUGAGAAGGGCAGAACUGUAUGAAAAAACAGAAAAACUAGAUGAAGCUUUAGAGGAUUACAAAAAUCUGUUGGAGAAAGAUCCAUCGGUAUAUCAAGCAAGGGAAGCUUGCAUGAGAUUGCCAAAAGAAAUAGAAGAACGUAAUGAAAAACUUAAGGCUGAGAUGUUAGGCAAGCUGAAGGAUCUUGGGAAUCUGGUUCUCCGUCCUUUUGGCUUAUCAACGGAAAACUUCCAAAUGAAGCAAGAUUCCUCAACUGGCUCCUACUCUAUCAACUUUGUUCAAAAUCCAAAUAAUAACAACCGAUAACACGAGCCCAAACUGCAUGUGGCAAAUGUUGGGCUUUGAGGCUUAACGGUGAUGUGGUUUCAGUGAAUGCAAAAAGGAUGAGUAAACAUUUAAUGCAUAAUGCCAUUCUUUAAACUGGGAGGAUUUGAACUGAGACCUAUACAUUGUGUGAGUGUGUGUGUGUGUGUGUGAGUGUGUGUGUCCGUGUGUGUGAUUCUUUCAAAAGAGGUGGGCAGAAGAGGACUGAUAUUUGACCUUCGCAGUGAUGUUUCAUGCACUUUGGGCACUCUGCAUCUUCCAUCUGAGGAGGGAUGUGGGUUAGAUUUGCAAGUUAGAAAAAUGUCACUACGUCUAAACCUGUAGCCAUAGUACAAUCAUUUCAUCAUUUGUGAAGUUUGUAAGUCUCUUUGAAGGGCAAAGAAGUAUUUCUUUGUUUAGAGAAUCUACUUUUACCUUACAGAUUAAUAAAUCAUUCAUGAUUCAAAGUAGCCAUUUCAGUGUUAAAUGUUGCAUAACAGCAUAAAUUUUGUUAAAUGAGAGAAAGUGGUUAUUAGUAACUACAUACUACACUAAGCUCCCCUCCCCAGGUGAUUUUAUUUUAUUUUAUGCUUUUUUUAGAAGACAUUGUUGGGCUUUUAAAUAUAUCUACAGUGGGACCUUGGGUCCUGGACGUCUCAGACCACGAACAAUUUGGGUGCUGACUGAAAAAUCCGCUCAAUGUUGCAUUCGGGUCACAAAUACAUCCUCGGUUGCCGAAUAAACACAUUUCCUCUGCCGUGGCGAUUUCCCCUGCUGAGCCAUUUUUUGUGUGUGCACGCAUGCACAGUCAGUCUUGCUUCUGGUCACAAACAAAUUGGGUGCCGACCGAAGUCCUGAAAUGGAUUGUGGUUGGUACCCGAGGUCCCACUGUAUUUAAUUAAUUUAUUUAUUUUGAAACAGCCUCCCCCCCCCCCCCAAAAUUGAGGGGGCAUCUGCUAAAACAAUUAAAAGUUCUUGAUCACCAAAAAUAUGUUAAUUUAUUUGCAACAUUCUCUGGUUAUAGAGCAAGUUCGCUAUUUCUGCUUGGACAUGCCUACUAAACCCUUACAUUUUAUCCGAUUGCUUUUCACAUAACGUGUCUUUUCUUGCAGAAGAUACAAGCUUGUAAUUUUUGUAAGUAUCAUAAAAAGUAUAUUAUGGUAUUUAAAUAUGCUUUUAUUAUAUUUUAUCUUUAAGGAAUGGUAUGCAAUUAUAUUAUUUGUACUAAACACCAUUAUUCACCAAUAGUGUUCAAACAUUAUUACUACACAGCCUUCAUUUCAAUAAGACUUCAAGAUAGGCUGUUUUGAUCAAAAAGAAAAUACAGUGCAUAGAAAUUCUACAUGGUUAAAACAUCUUUUUUCAAAUUUGAAUGCAUAGCAUUUGUAUGGAAUUGUGACAUAUUCAGAGUGAGAAAGUAGUGAAUAUGGCACAUGAAACAUUUAAAUAUCCUUUCUAUUAGUACUUUGAAUAUCUUUGGCAAGAAUAACAGCUUCCAAAUAUUUCCUGUAGCUAACCGGGUCUUUCUGUGCUUGCUUUUGGAAUUUUUCUUUAUUCUUCCAUGCAGAACUCUUUUAGUUGAUUAUUGUGUCUUCUCCCACACGCUUAUAGUGAAAUAAUUGAAUUUGAAAAGAAGCUAGAUAAUUGAGCAGGACAAACAUCUGUAAGUAUCUGCAAACUUGAAAGUGGGAACAUCUGUGAGAUCUCAACUUGGAAGUGCAUACAAAGGGACUUACAAAGAAUUAUUUUCAGCUUGAAGGUGCAGGGAAGAAUGAGGAAAAAAAUGCCAAGAUUUUGUAAUAGAAAGACUAUUAGCCGGCUACAGAAGUAUAUGGAAGGAGUUUUAAAAUAAGAUUUUGGUGGUUGCUGCAUUCUCUGUUAAUUUAUUUUGAAACUAGAAAAAAUAUUCAAAAUUAAUGGAAAGAUAUGUUUAACUUUAUUAUGUAGAGAUUGUAUUAGCUUCUGUUCAUAUAUGGAUUCAUUAAAACAUACUUUCUGAUUAGA
Messenger RNA from Thamnophis sirtalis, 3113 nucleotides. RefSeq names its product tetratricopeptide repeat domain 1 (gene TTC1). Gene Ontology annotation, molecular function: protein binding. The record is from RefSeq and is a predicted model, not a curated record. NCBI's taxonomy places the organism in Eukaryota, Metazoa, Chordata, Lepidosauria, Squamata, Natricidae.